AGAAAAAACCUAAACCCCAAAUAUUAACAUAGAACUAAACGUGUCGUCGUUUCAAACAGAAAAAUGGAGGUCACAUAAAUUUGGUAUAAGCAGAUCGAUGGAGCAAACAAGAAGAAGAAGAAGAUAUAGCCCUUAAAGAUAACAUGAACAGCAGAAACGCAAGCGGAAGUAGUAAUAACUACAACAGUAACCCUAAUAGACCAGCAUGGUUACAACAAUACGACCUAAUUGGUAAGAUCGGUGAAGGUACAUAUGGACUCGUCUUCUUAGCACGAACUUUAAAUCAACCUAAUAGAGGCAAAUGCAUUGCUAUCAAGAAAUUCAAGCAAUCCAAAGAUGGAGAUGGAAUUUCCCCUACUGCAAUCCGUGAAAUCAUGUUACUCAGAGAAAUUACCCAUGAAAAUGUGGUUAAGCUUGUCAAUGUACAUAUCAAUCCUGCUGAUAUGUCACUUUAUCUCGCUUUUGAUUAUGCUGAGCAUGACCUAUAUGAAAUUAUAAGACACCACAGAGAGAAAGUUAGCCAAUCUAUUAAUCAGUACACUGUUAAGUCACUGCUCUGGCAGCUUCUCAAUGGGCUGAACUAUCUGCACAGUAAUUGGAUUAUACACCGAGAUUUGAAGCCUUCCAACAUACUGGUUAUGGGUGAUGGGGAUGACCAAGGUGUUGUCAAAAUUGCUGAUUUUGGACUUGCUAGAAUAUACCAAGCUCCGUUGAAGUAUCUAUCUGAAAAUGGGGUUGUAGUAACAAUUUGGUAUCGUGCACCUGAGCUGCUUCUUGGAGCCAAACACUAUACAAGCGCCGUUGAUAUGUGGGCUGUUGGAUGCAUUUUUGCUGAGCUUCUGACGUUAAAACCUCUAUUUCAAGGAGUGGAAGUCAAGGCUACGCAAAACCCAUUUCAGCUCAAUCAGCUUGAAAAGAUAUUUAAAGUCUUGGGCCAUCCGACACCAGAGAAGUGGCCAACGCUCGUGAAUCUUCCACAUUGGCAAUCAGAUCAACAACAUAUCCAGGGUCUUAAAUAUGAAAAUCCUGGUCUUUAUAGUGUUGUUCAUCUGCCUCAGAAAAGUCCUGCAUAUGACCUCCUUUCAAAGAUGCUCGAAUAUGAUCCACGUAAGCGUCUAACAGCAGCACAAGCUCUGGACCAUGAGUACUUCCGCAUUGAGCCUUUGCCAGGACGCAAUGCACUUGUACCUAGCCAACUUGGAGAGAAAGCUGUGAGUUAUCCUAUUCGUCCAGUUGACACUACUACAGAUUUCGAGGGAUCCACCAGUGUCCAAGGUUCCCAAUCGGUACCUUCUGGAAAUAUGGCAAGUGGAGUUGGUGCCUCUGGAGUGGCACCUAGACCUGUCCCUCGGCAAAUGCCUCCCAUGGUUGGAAUGCAACAAAGGAUGCCUGGUCCAGGCAUGACAGGUUUCAAUCUUGCUUCUCAGGCUGGCCUGCCCAGUGGUAUGAAUCCAGGUGGUAUCCCGAUGCAGCGUGCAGUUUCCCAGGCUCAUCAACAGCAACAGUUGAGAAGAAAAGAUCCAAAUAUGGGGAUGCCUGGAUAUCCACCGCAACAGAAAUCAAGACGUUUCUGAGCAGAAUUCAAAUACCUCAAUGAUCGGUAACUUACUGAUAUUCGAUAUUCAGAUAGUAAAAUGCUGUCCAUACCUGUGAAGAACUGAAGAGUUGCUAACAUCAACUUAGACUAAAUCAGGGAGCUCGUCCAGUUAUCUUUUUUUAUUGUCUGAUCCUGCUCGGUAUCCAGUAAAAUGUAAAUUAAUCAUAGUUCUUUUAGGUGCUAAUUUGUACUUUUUUUUUUGAUAAAAUAACAAAACUAAGGAGCAAGGUUUACAGAGUUAACAUUACAUAUUUUUUUAAGAAAAACAAGUUUCCUAUUA
Molecule: messenger RNA, 1877 nt
Organism: Papaver somniferum (opium poppy)
Lineage: Eukaryota; Viridiplantae; Streptophyta; Magnoliopsida; Ranunculales; Papaveraceae
Product: cyclin-dependent kinase E-1-like
Exons: 16
Coding region: 144-1574 (476 amino acids)
Biological process (GO): protein phosphorylation
Cellular component (GO): nucleus; mediator complex
Molecular function (GO): ATP binding; RNA polymerase II CTD heptapeptide repeat kinase activity; cyclin-dependent protein serine/threonine kinase activity
Source: RefSeq, a predicted model, not a curated record